Molecule: messenger RNA, 4283 nt
Organism: Pocillopora damicornis (cauliflower coral)
Lineage: Eukaryota; Metazoa; Cnidaria; Anthozoa; Scleractinia; Pocilloporidae
Product: intraflagellar transport protein 172 homolog
Biological process (GO): intraciliary transport
Cellular component (GO): axoneme; ciliary basal body; intraciliary transport particle B
Molecular function (GO): protein binding
Source: RefSeq, a predicted model, not a curated record
CCUCAAGCGGUAAAAACAUGGCGGCUGCACUGUCAUGAAAAUAUAAAUUGAAUCAGACCUUUACUGGGAGACCUUAGAAAUAUAAACUGUAAAAAUGCAGCUACGUUAUAUGAAGACUCUUCUGAACCCGCAGGAUGGAGCCUGUAAGGUUACAGCUUUGGCAUGGUCACCAAACAACACCAAAAUGGCUGUAGUCACCAUGGACAGAGUAGUUAUACUUUAUGAUGAGCUAGGAGAGAGAAGAGAUAAGUUUUCAACAAAACCAGCAAAUUCUCAGUGUCUCAGGAAAAGGAAUUCUCUCUGGUCACAUGGAUGGUGCUAUUGUAAGGUACUUUUUCGAUGAUGAAGGAACAGGCUUAUCACAGGGUCAGUUGUGUAAGCAUUCUUGUUCCCCAUAUGCCCUGUGUUGGGGCUCAUCCAUUGUUGCUGCUGGUUGUGACAAAAGAAUUGUCGCAUAUGGAAAAGAAGGAAGGGUUCUUCAAAACUUUGAUUACACCAGAGAUGAUGAUGAAAAAGAGUUUACUGUAGCAAUUUGCAGCCCCAGUGGACAGUCAGUAGUGGUUGGAAGCUAUGACAGGCUGAGAGUGUUUAACUGGAGUCCAAGGAAAGGUUCAUGGGAUGAAUCAAAGCCUAAGGACAUUCCUUAUCUCUACACAAUCACUUCAAUGGCUUGGAAAAGGGAUGGAUCAAGACUUGUGGCUGGUACUUUGUGUGGAGGUGUGGAACUCUUUGACUGUUGCUUGAGAAGAUCAGUUUACAAGAACAAGUUUGAGAUGACCUAUGUUGGUCUCAGUCAGGUCAUUGUGAAGAAUUUGUCAUCAGGAACUCGAGUCGUCCUUAAGUCCCACUACGGAUAUGAGAUUGAUAAAGUGAGCAUCAUGGGCAAGGACAGAUACCUCGUGGCUUACACCACAGACACUCUUCUCGUUGGGGACCUUCAAAACAACAAACUAAGUGAGGUCCCUUGGCAAGGAACAGGUGGAAAUGAAAAGUUCUUCUUUGAAAAUGAAAAUGUCUGUAUGGUGUUCAAUGCUGGUGAGCUUUCUUUGGUUGAAUAUGGAAACAAUGAAAUACUUGGAACAGUGAGAACUGAAUUCAUGAACCCUCAUUUAAUCAGCGUCCGCCUGAAUGAAAGAAAACAGAGAGGUGUUGAAAACAACAAAAAGAUGGCAUACCUUGUAGACUUAAAGACUAUAGUCUUGAGAUGUCCUUAGAAACAGAAGCCAUGUGGAAAACGCUGAGCCGCCUCGCUCUGGAGGCGAGGCAGCUGCACAUUGCCGAGCGAUGUUUUGCUGCUCUGGGUGAUGUUUCCAAAGCCAAGGCAUUGCGGCAGAUAAACAAGACCGCUGAACAAUGUGCAGAAGAAAUGGGUGGUGAUGGUACAAACCAUGUUCGUGUCCGAGCAAAGCUGGCAGUUUUAGACAAAAACUUCAAGCUGGCUGAGACCAUUCUUCUAGAGCAGGGAUACGUGGAUGAAGCCAUUGAGAUGUAUCAGGAGCUGCAUAAGUGGGACGAGGCUAUAGCUGUGGGGCAGGCUAAGGGUCACCCAGAGCUGGAAAAUUUGCGCACAGCUCAUUACCAAUGGCUCUCGGAGACGGCUCAGGAGGAGAAGGCUGGGGAGGUGAAAGAGAGAGAAGGAAAUUACAUGGAGGCCAUUAACUUGUAUCUCAAAGCUGGUUUGCCUGCCAAGGCUGCAAGGCUGGCUUUGAGUAAAGAGGAGCUAAUUCACUCAUCGGAGUUACCGGAGAGAAUUGCGGCAGCUCUUCUUAAAGGCGGAUUGUACGAGCAGGCUGGAGAACUUUACGAGAAAGUUGGCAAAAACGACAAGGCGAUGGAUUCCUAUCGCAAAGGACAUGCAUAUAGGAGGGCCGUUGAACUGUCCCGAGCGGCUUUCCCGAGAGAGGUUGUGAAACUAGAGGAGGCCUGGGGUGAUUAUCUGGUUUCCCAGAAGCAAUUGGAUGCCGCUAUUAAUCACUACAUCGAGGCUGGGUGUUCAAUUAAGGCGAUCGAGGCGGCUAUACAAGCUCGUCAGUGGAACAAAGCUGUUCAGAUUGUGGAAUUACAAGACGAUAAUGUGGCAGAAAGGUACUACCAUCAGAUUGCUCAACACUAUUCUCAAGUUCAAGAAUACAAGCUUGCGGAGAAAUACUUUGUCAAGGGAGGGGACCCACGGGCUGCUAUUGAGAUGUAUACCAAAGCUAAUAUGUAUGAAGCUGCUCACAAGCUUGCAGUUCAGUGCAUGACACAAGAAGAAGUCGCUGUCAUCUACAUAUCGCAAGCUCAAGAACUUGAAGCUCAAGGGAAAUACAAAGAAGCAGAGAGGUUAUACUGCACAGUUGAUGAACCAGACUUGGCCAUUAAUAUGUAUAAGAAACAUCGUCAGUUUGACAACAUGAUCAGACUAGUGGCUAUCCACCAUGAGGAUCUUCUCGCCGACACCCACGUUCACCUGGCAAAGGAACUGGAGGCCGAAGGUCAACUCCGCCAAGCUGAGCAUCAUUUCUUAGAAGCGAGGGACUGGAAAGCAGCCGUGAACAUGUACAGGAACCAAGACAUGUGGGAGGAGGCUUACAGGGUUGCCAAGCAACACGGAAGUCAAAAUGCCUCUAAACAAGUGGCUUACUUGUGGGCCAAGAACUUAGGAGGGGACUCCGCUGUCAAGUUACUGACUAAGUUUGGUCUGCUGGAAUCAGCGAUAGACUACGCUGCAGAAAACUGUGCUUUUGAAUUCGCGUUUGACUUGUCUCGAACGGCGAUGAAGUCCAAGUUGCCAGACAUUCACCUAAAGUAUGCCAUGUUCUUGGAGGACGAGGGAAAGUUUGCUGAUGCUGAAAAAGAAUUCAUUAAAGCUGGGAAAUCAAAGGAAGCUGUACUUAUGUAUGUUCACAACCAGGAUUGGGACAGUGCUCAGAGAGUGGCGGAGGAGAAUGAUCCUGACAGUGUAACUGAUGUAUUAGUAGGCCAGGCCCGUGUUGCAUUCGACAAAAAAGAAUAUCAAAAAGCUGAGACGUACCUUCUCCGAGCUCAAAGACCCGAACUUGCGGCUCGUUAUUACAAAGAGGCUGGUAUGUGGACAGAUGCUUUGCGCGUGGUGAAGGAAUACUUGCCUCACAAGCUGGAGCAAUGGCAGGACGAGUACGAUAGAGAAGUCAUGUCCAAAGGAAACAGAGGUGCAGAGUCGUUGCUGAGUCAAGGAAAAGAAUGGGAAAAGAAAGCUGAAUACAACAGAGCUAUUGACAUGUACUUGAAGAUUACACCAAAUAUGACCACUGAUCAUGAACUGGUGGAAGACGCUAUGGUCAAGGCCGUUGAACUUGCUAUGAAAUUCGUAGGUGACCGUGCCUAUGAUGUGGCAAAAGCUGCUUGCCCCAGGCUGGCAGAGAUAAAGUGCUAUGAACAGGAUACCUUAGCCGCCAAAUUGUCGACCUCCCUUCUACGACAUUCCGAUAUUAUUCCCUGUGAUAAAGCUUUUUAUGAAGCUGGAGUUGCAGCUAAGGGCGUUGGCUGGGACAAUAUGGCUUUUGUUUUCUUAAACCGCUACUUGGAUCUCAGCGAGGGUAUUGAAGAAGGUAGUCUUGAUAUGUUGGACAACAGCGAUUUUGCAGACACAGAUAUUCCAUUCGAGGUACCGGUUCCAGAAAAACAACACUUACCGGAAGAGAAACGCGAGGAAGUGAAGGAAUGGGUACUAGCUGUCUCAAUGGAUCAAAAGGUGGAGCAAGUUUUGCCAACAGAUGAGCGUGAUACUUAUGAAGCUUGCCUUGUGGCAGUGAACACUGGUAUAACGUCUCCGCCGUGUGUCAUCACAGGAUAUCCCGUUCUGCGAAACAAGAUUGAAUUUAAACGACCGGGCAAGGCUGCGAACAAAGAAGACUGGAAUAAGUUUAUCAUGGCUACCAAGGUUUCUCAUAGCCCUGAAUGUCAAGAUGUGCUGCGUUUUCUGGGAAACUGGUGUGGAGCGCCUCAAAACCCUUCAUAUUCCUUUAAUUAGGAGUUUGCACGACGUCACUUUAUUCAACUCAUGAGUUAUUUAUUAUUCUCAGAUCCGUUCCGUGACUUGUAGAAAUCCAUGACGUCUAGAGAUCCUUAAGAGAUCUGUCACGCAACUCGCAACAUUUUGGAUUCAUAUCCGAACACUGCGUGACGACCCAAAUGAGACUCCGCAUGAGACUACGGUCUAAAUCGCUUAGUGGUAUUUAUUAUUGUUGUAAAUAACGUGAGUGUUACAGUAUUGUUACAAAUGUGUUACUUCUUGGUCAGAAAGUAAAUUAAGUAAGCUAGUA